Messenger RNA from Frankliniella occidentalis (western flower thrips), 641 nucleotides. RefSeq lists its product as uncharacterized. The coding region runs from base 137 to 454 and encodes 105 amino acids. Lineage: Eukaryota; Metazoa; Arthropoda; Insecta; Thysanoptera; Thripidae. The record is from RefSeq and is a predicted model, not a curated record. The transcript has 4 exons.
ACAUUUGCCUAUGCAGGAGAUCUCAUCCGCCACAAGCGAUCUCAUACCAAGGAACGUCCUUAUCAGUGCCCCUACUGUCCUCAAAAAACAUUCAGAAAAGAUAAUCUUGUAAUGCAUAUAAGUCGUAAGCAUCGGGAUGUUCAUAGACAAUAGAAUGCAGUGUCUCCAGUGGAAGAAGGCAAAGUGCUAUUAUUAUAAAGAACAUACCAUACUAUUGGCUUGGUAUAUGUCUUGUGUCGGUCCCACGUACUACAAUCUACCUAUGCUUAGUACUGUGAUCACCAGCAUUAUCUCGAGAAUAUUAGUCAGAAUGGAGCAAGAUGUCCCCGGAAGCAAUGUCGAAGUUGUUACAAGUCUCUUAGUGUUCAAUUUGGCCGAGAAUAUGCUCGGCGCAAGACUUCUAGAGUGUACACUUUUUGUCGGCUAUGCCCAGGGUCUCCAUCUAUGUGUGUAAAGUGCUUUCAAAACUGCCAUUUGUUAGGGUAGUUGGACAGUUAUGAUUUUACUUUUCUUGCCGAUGGUGCUCGUUUUCAUUUAACUUCCUGACUGAAGAAAAACAGUUUGCCUUUCUACGCUUAAUAAAGAUAAUAAUUCAAGAUAUACUUCACAUUGCAAUAAACUUUUUCAUACAAAUAUCCCAA